This is a messenger RNA of Diorhabda carinulata, 1895 nucleotides long. Its product is annotated as sodium-independent sulfate anion transporter-like. Gene Ontology annotation, cellular component: membrane. The transcript has 10 exons. The coding region runs from base 60 to 1865 and encodes 601 amino acids. Gene Ontology annotation, molecular function: sulfate transmembrane transporter activity. The record is from RefSeq and is a predicted model, not a curated record. Lineage: Eukaryota; Metazoa; Arthropoda; Insecta; Coleoptera; Chrysomelidae. Gene Ontology annotation, biological process: transmembrane transport.
GAGAAGAGACGAUUUAUGUGAAAACUGACCUAAUAGCUGGUUUAACUGUUGGAUUAACAAUGAUGCCUCAAUCUAUAGCUUACGCGGGUUUAGCAGGCCUUCCCGCGCAAUAUGGACUGUACACUGCGUUUAUCGGGUCGUUCACGUAUAUUUUUGUAGGAACUAUUAAAGAAGUUUCCAUUGGACCAACUAGUUUAAUGUCUCUAUUAACUUUUGGAUAUACUGUUGGGAAACCGAUAGAAUUUGUUAUAUUGUUAACAUUUAUAGCAGGAUGCGUAGAACUCCUUAUGGGAAUGUUAAGAUUAGGAUUCAUAGUGGAUUUUAUAUCUCCUUGUCUAACAUCCGGAUUUACAUCUGCGGCUACUAUAAUUAUUGGUUCUGCUCAAUUAAAAAAUCUACUUGGUAUUAAUCUUCAAGGUCAUAAUGCUCCUGAUAUUAUGAAAGAAUUAUUUCAGAAAUAUAAUCAGUUAAGAGUGUAUGAUACUGUGAUGGGAUUUAUAUGUAUCAUUGUCCUUUUAGUUAUUAAGAAUAUGAACAAAUUCAUCAAAACCGAGAACCCUACCUUCAAAAAAAUAAUAUGGCUGUUGGGUAUAUCGAAAAACGCACUUGUGGUACUAGGAGCUACAAUAGUGGCCGCGUCCUUUAGCGUUGACGGUCAAACGCCAUUCAAAAUAACGGGAAAUGUACCUAAAGGGGUUCCGGAAGUGCAAUUUCCUUUUAUGAGCGCCAAAAUUGGUAACGAAACUGUCGGAUUCGUAGGAAUGAUGAAAUCUAUAGGAAGUGGGGCAUUUGUAGUACCUUUUGUAGGUAUAUUGAGUAAUGUAGCGAUAGCUAAAUCAUAUAGUAAGAAUUCAAUAGUGGACGCCUCGCAAGAAAUGAUGUCGUUAGGUCUGGCUAAUAUAUUCGGUUCUUUCGUCAAAGCCAUGCCGAGCUCCGGAGCUUUUACCAGAUCCGCGGUGGCAAGUAGCUCUGAUGUACGAACACCACUUCAAGGCCUUUAUUCAGGUACUGUUAUCGUACUUGCAUUAAGUUUCUUGGCUCCUUACUUCUUUUUCAUCCCAAAGGCCGCAUUAGCGGCCGUUUUAAUAGUCGCCGUUAGUUCUUUGUUCGACUAUCAAAUAUUUCCGGUUUUAUGGAAAAGCUGCAAAGUGGACUUCUUCAUCACGUUGGGGACGUUAAUUUCAGGAGCAUUGUUCGGGGUUGAAAUUGCUAUUAUCGUAGGCGCCAUUUUCAACGUUACGACACUUCUUAAAGUGUGGGCUAGGCCCAAACUAACAGUUGAGGUUAAAAAAAAGGAUGAUUGUAGGCAGAUGUACCUACUAAUAAAACCGGAAUUGGGUUUAACUUAUCCUGGUGCCGAUUACGUUUCCGAAUGUAUCAAAAAAACCAGCAAAGAAUAUCCGACAUUACCUAUGGUUCUCGAUUGUCAAAACAUUCUUAAACUCGAUUAUGCAGCUGCUAAAACCUUGGAGAAUAUUUUGGAAUGUUACAACGAAACCGAAACUUCUCUCUUAAUAACAAAUAUGAAGGAAGAAGUUUUCAAAAUAUUCGAAACAGUGGCCGAUCCGGCAUUAACCUCAUUGUGUAGUAAAACAAACCAUGUUCCCGAAGCUGUAGUACUCAAUAUCGACGUUCAGCAAGACAAAGAAGAAAAUCCUUUGUUAGAGGGUACGCGAGAGAGAAAACAUUCGAAAUCAUCAUCAGUUGGCACUAUCAAAUCACUUCAUACAGAAAGGAGAUUGUCGAGAGGAUCAUUUAAAGGUGAUAGAAGAACGUCAAAUGUUUCUCAUAGAAGUGAUACGAGAAGAUCGUCUAUUAUGAGUAAAAAUAACGAAAGAAAAUUAUCAAUAUACGAUUUGGAAUAGAAUAAAUUAUAUUUAUUCAAAUAUGAUAUU